AUGAGGGGCGCGCGAAACCCGGCGUAUGAAGCGGUGAGAGGCGCGGCGGCGGCGCCGGAGGCGGCGCCGGGGCCGGAAGCGGUGUCGAAACCGGCGGCGCCGAAACCGGCGCCGCCUCGCGUCACGGAGAGCUCGACCAAGGUGGACACGAAGGCUUUGCUCAAUAACACGCGCAUCAAGACGUACAACAACGCCCCGGUUGAUUUUCCGGCGUUCUUGCGCGAAGGUUACGACGUUAAAGUGAUUCAUGGGAAUGAUUACACCGUUCGCGAAGACGGGCUCAUCGUGAAGGAUUACUUGAUAGGCGAGGGCGAGUCGCCGAAGGAUAAUCAAGAGUGUACUUUCAAUUACGUCGCGUACAACGAGAACGGCGGGACGAUCGACAGUACGUACCGUCGCGGCGCGCCCGCGAGCACGCGUUUGGGGAUCAACGGCAUGAUUCCUGGUUUCGAACUCGGGAUCAAGGAUAUGCGACCGGGAGGCAAGCGCAGAAUCAUCGUCCCGCCCGAGCUCGGCCCGCCCACCGGUCCCGCCACGUUUUUCUCGGCCAAGCAGUGGGAGGUCUUCGACAUCGAACUCUUGGACGUCAAGUCGUGCUCUCGCGCGGGCGGCUUGGGUUCGUUCGGCUCGAACAUCGUGUGCGAGUAG
Messenger RNA from Ostreococcus lucimarinus CCE9901, 648 nucleotides. It is a transcript of the gene FBP20-2, whose product is annotated as peptidyl-prolyl cis-trans isomerase, FKBP-type. Lineage: Eukaryota; Viridiplantae; Chlorophyta; Mamiellophyceae; Mamiellales; Bathycoccaceae. The coding region runs from base 1 to 648 and encodes 215 amino acids. The transcript is spliced from 2 exons. Gene Ontology annotation, molecular function: peptidyl-prolyl cis-trans isomerase activity. The record is from RefSeq and is a predicted model, not a curated record.